CUUUCACAGCGCCACUGCUCUGAAGUUGUUGCGCGCGCGAAAAAUUUCCCGCCAAAGAGGAGGAGAAGCAGCCGAUAGUGGUGGUCGUUUUGCUGGCGGCCCCCAUCACCUUGCCACCGCCAUGGCCAAUGCCACGGAGUCUUAAGCAGGCGAUAUAAAGGCGGAUGCCGAGGGCACCUGGACGUCAGAUAGUGUGCGAUUUCUCCUCGACGAGGAGCCCAACAAGUGUUUAGUGGCUUUGAGUUGAUCCUGUGCGCGGGCAUCAUGAGGUCCCGUUGGAGUCUUGUGAUAGUCCUCGGAGUUGCGCUCCACUUCUCCUUGGUGUCCACCAAGGCGGUCCUGGACCAGACUGCCGAGGAAUCACAAGUGAGUUCAUCGCAGGUGGUUCAACAGCGCGUGGGCUUUGGUCCAAGUGGCGGCCACGAUGACCACCACCAUCACUAUCACGAGGAGCACGAUCCCGGGUACUGGAAAAAGAAAUUAACCUGGAAGGAGGGUUGGAAGAAGAUCUGGAAACCCGCCAAGAAGCAGAUCUGGAAGCCGGCGUGGAAGAAGAUCUGGAAACCUAUCUGGGUACCCACACAAAAACCUGCCUGGAAAGAAAUUCAAGUGCCCGCGUGGAAGCAAGUGUGGAAACCUGUGUGGAAAGAGAUCCAGGUACCGGCUUGGAAGGAAAUUCAAGUGCCGGCCUGGAAACAAAUCUGGAAACCAGUAUGGCAUCCAAUAAAGGUUCCCGCGUGGAAGGAGAUUCAGGUUCCAGACUGGAAGAAGAUCUGGGUGCCUGUGUGGAAGGAGAUUCAGGUUCCGGCAUGGAAGGAAAUACAAGUGCCGGCAUGGAAGCAAAUCUGGGUGCCAGAGUGGGUUAAAGUGGGAAUCCCUGGUGAGAAAUAUCUCGGCAAGGACCAUGAAGGGUGGGAGUACACUAGUCACGAUCUGUGGAAAAAGAAGUUAAUUUGGAAGCCACUGUGGAAAAAGAUCUGGAAACCGGCUAAGAAACAAAUCUGGGUACCUAGUAAGAAACUGGUGUGGAAGGAAGACUGGAAACAGACGUGGCGAACAGAGAAAAAACAGAUUUGGGUUGAUGAUAAAAAGUUAGUGUGGAAAGAGGCAUGGAAGCAAAUCUGGAAGCCAUCGAAGAAACAAGUUUGGGUUCCAGAGAAGAAGUUAGAGUGGAAGGAAGCGUGGCAGCAGGUGUGGAAACCAGCCAAGAAGCAAAUCUGGGUACCAGACAAGAAAUUAGAGUGGAAGGAGGCGUGGAAGCAGAUCUGGGUGCCAGAUUGGAAGGAGAUCUGGGUGCCUGCGUGGAAGAAAAUUUGGAAACCAGUAUGGAUCUCAGAAUGGUUCCCAACACCAGAUCACCAUGAUCACCAUCAUGAGCAUCACGAAUCUCAUGGAUGGGAUCGGAAAGAUCAAGAAUCAAAGGUCGUGUGGAAAAGACACGACCAGCAGCCUCAGGCUACUCCAGUGCCACUGAAUCCUGUUCUCAGUCCAGCAUCAGCUGCCACUCAGACACCUAAGCUCUGAAUACCAUCCUCACGAUUGCACUUAGAGAUCUUUACAUUCCAACCCUUCUGUGUAAAUAUUUGUUGUAGAGACAUCGGCUAAUGUGCUAGGUUCUCUUUAUAUAUGUAUUUUGUUUAAGUAUUAUAUACUUGCGUGUGUUAACAAUCAAACAGUUUUAAAUUAAGGAACAAAAUGUACCGUACCUUUAAUUUUAUUUUUAUUUGUAUCGUUGCUCAGAAGCACUGACGAACUGUCUUUUCAGAGCUAGAAAAAACUGAACUCAGUCAGGUUUUGCCUGACAACCAUGUUGUUAUGUCCAAGUUUUGUUGUUUCUUUCUACCAAUAAAAGAAUUUAUACAAAAUGACAAAAAGCUCGUAAGAGACUAAAA
Messenger RNA from Phlebotomus papatasi, 1892 nucleotides. RefSeq lists its product as uncharacterized. The record is from RefSeq and is a predicted model, not a curated record. NCBI's taxonomy places the organism in Eukaryota, Metazoa, Arthropoda, Insecta, Diptera, Psychodidae. Bases 265 to 1524 code for a protein of 419 amino acids. The transcript has 3 exons.